AUGAAUUUCUGGGGUCCUGUUCGCACAUCGUCACAGGGGAAUCGAUAUGUGAUAGUGCUUACGGACAAUUUAUCAAAGUACGUGAUAGCAAAAGCGAUCUCAAAUAAUACUGCUAAGGCUACUGCUGAAUUCAUUAUGAACGAAUUCAUUAUGAUACAUGGUGCACCUGAACGACUUAUUACAGAUAACGGAGUACAUUUUAACCACACAUUAAUGAAGACAAUUACCACAAUGAUAAAAACUACUCAUUCAUUUUCAGCUUCGUAUCAUCCGCAAACGAAUGGCCAAGUCGAGCACUUUAAUGCUACGUUUUGUACACAGCUGGGAAAGUAUUAUGAUGAGAACGAAGAUGGCUGGGAUGAUUAUCUUCAGUCCGUAGUUUAUGUCUACAAUACAGGCAUCCAUGCUACAACUGGCUUUAUUCCGUAUGAACCUGCAUUUGGUCGACGACAAAAGAGUCCUUUUGAUUCUAACUCAAGCAAUUUCACUUUAACUCAACCGCAUACAUUUUUCAAAUAUUUACAAAAAACACGACGAACAAUUCUUAAACAAGCUCAAGAAAACAUGCGUCAUCAACAGCAAUUAACAAAACUGCGAUAUGGCAAACAUCGCAAAGAUAUGUCUUAUUCUAUUGGUGACUUAGUAUUUCUGAAGGUAUGUGCUAAUCGUACAAAAUUAGAUGAACGGCGGAUAAGACCUUGUCAAAUGAUCAAUAAGACAGGUGAACAAAAUUAUUUUGUUCAAAAUAAUGAAACGAAAAUUUACAUGAGCUCAUAUUAG
This is a messenger RNA of Rotaria socialis, 780 nucleotides long. The record is from the annotation of a GenBank genome assembly. Lineage: Eukaryota; Metazoa; Rotifera; Eurotatoria; Philodinida; Philodinidae.